AUGACGCGAAGUAUCUCUCGUACGCUGGAAUACUGCUACGACGAUUUCACUAUUGCGCAGAUGGCACGCGGCCUGGGAAAGACUGGUGAUGUAGAGAAAUUCGAAACGAGCUCUCGCUACUGGGAGAAUCUGUUUCGAGAGGAUCAAACCUCGUUCCUCAAUGGGACGGAUACGGGAUUUAGAGGCUUCUUCCAGCCGAAGUAUCUGAACGGGACGUGGGGAUACCAGGAUCCCAUCACCUGCUCCAACAUCGACACAAGCGGACGAGCAUGCUCGCUGCAGAACAACGCUGCAGAAACCUUCGAAUCCAGCAUCUGGGAAUACCAAUUCUUCGUCCCCCACGACAUGGCCUCCCUGAUCACUCACCUCGGCGGCCCUUCCCAAUUUGUCCGCCGCCUCGACUACCUCCACGACAGCGGCAUCACCUACAUCGGCAACGAGCCCUCCUUCCUCACCGUCUUCCAAUACCACUACGCCGCUCGCCCCGCCAAAUCCACCGCCCGCGCCCACUUCUACAUCCCCAAAUACUUCAACCCGGCCCCCGCCGGCCUCCCAGGCAACGACGACUCCGGCGCCAUGGGCUCCUUCGUCGCCAUGACCAUGAUGGGCCUCUUCCCCAACCCCGGCCAGAACGUCUACCUCAUCACGACCCCAUUCUUCGAGUCCGUGUCCAUCACCUCCCCGCUUACCGGGAACGUGGCCACCCUGCGCACCGUCAACUUCGACCCCAGCUACCAGAACGUGUAUAUUCAGUCUGCGACGCUGGAUGGGAAGCCGUAUACGAAGAGCUGGGUUGGUCAUGAUUUCUUCACGGAGGGGAGGGAGCUGGUGUUGGUUCUGGGUCGGAAUGAGAGUUCCUGGGGUACGGGGGAGGAUGAUUUGCCGCCUUCAUUGUCAACUUCGUUUUCUUCCUUGGGAUAG
Molecule: messenger RNA, 921 nt
Organism: Aspergillus melleus
Lineage: Eukaryota; Fungi; Ascomycota; Eurotiomycetes; Eurotiales; Aspergillaceae
Exons: 3
Coding region: 1-921 (306 amino acids)
Biological process (GO): protein deglycosylation; protein quality control for misfolded or incompletely synthesized proteins; carbohydrate metabolic process
Cellular component (GO): cytosol; nucleus
Molecular function (GO): peptide-N4-(N-acetyl-beta-glucosaminyl)asparagine amidase activity
Source: RefSeq, a predicted model, not a curated record